CGUACCAUCACUGGUUUUAAGAUCCAUUUUUCUUCGCUAUUCGAAUUGUAAACGGAUAAUGACGGUUACGCUAAUUUUUGUUAUCACUUUGCUGAACGAGUGCUUUGGGCAUGUAAUCGAUAUCGGCGGUGUUUGGGAAGUAAAAUGUCCACAAGGAUGUUCUUGUGAAGUUCAAAGAUUCGCCGAUUUGCCUUUACAUCGAUGGAUUCGAACGAGCCAAGACCAGAACUUAUCCAACGACGCUGAUUUCGAGCUUGGUUUAAGUAUGGACAAUGCUAUUUUUACGGAAUUUUUGAAAGUAGCAAUUUGUGUCGUUGCCGAAGAUUACGAAGAACUUUUGGAUAAACUUCCCUCGGAUAUACAGAUUUUUACGAUACUAGAAUCUGGGAUGGGUGAUUUUGAGAUUCUUUUACAAUCUACGACAUUCCAGCGUUUCACAGAUUUAAUAUCUUUAGACAUACAAGGCAUCGAUUACGAUGAACCUGGACGAAAAGAUUUAAGUAACGUGCAAAAAAAACAAGGAGGAAUCGUAUUAUCCAUUGAUUCUUUGUAUUCGUUAGGUUUAAAUUUGUUUUAUUUGAAUUUGGAACGAGUGAAACUAACCAGUCUGAGUCCAACAAAAAUAAACAAAGCCAACCUUGUGAUCAAACCGAUGAAUACACCGACCGACGAUCAAAAUAUAAACGAUCAAUUGCUAAAUACAGGACACAGAUUGAUAUUUUUAAGUCAACAAAAUAGCGGAGAAAACGACGACAAGGAAAUACUUCCUUACGAUAUUUAUAAACAAGAAAUGGAGGGUUACAAAGAAACCGUUGGACUUUUCACUGGUUUAGGAGCUUUAACUCAUUUAAGAGUUUAUGAUUGCGCUUUGAAAGAUAUAUCAUGGCACAUGUUCGACGGUUUGAACAGUCUUGUUUAUCUCUCACUAGAGAAAAACAAUCUAAAGUUUAUUCCAGAAUUUUGUUUUUAUGGUACGCCUAACUUAAAAGUGCUUUCGCUCGCUAGUAAUCAGUUAUUGACGCUUAAGAGCGUUGACUUAGCUGGUUUGCUAAUGCUCAAAGAUCUCGAUUUAAGAGCAAAUAAUUUAACCUUCUUAUCGGAAUUAUCUUUCCCUCCUUUUCCAAUGCUCAAGUUUGCGGAUUUCCGAGAAAAUCCUCUAGAUUCCGUAUUUCCAAGUACUUUCGAAAUUAUGAAUACAACGCUGAGACUAUAUCUGGGCGGCGAGGACUCGAAACUAUAUUUGCAAAAAAAUUCAUUUCUGGGACUACAUCAACUUCAAGUCCUACAUCUUUACAAUCUGGAAAUACCUGUGUUGGAACGUUUUGUAUUUCAAGGAAUGCCAGAGUUGCUAGAAUUAAAAGCACGUGGAAAUAUCUCGAGUAUAGAAUUCGACGCGUUCGUAGAUUUAAUCAAAUUGUCGGAUCUCGAUUUUAGUCGUUGUCAUAUUCGUAAGAUAUCCAUGGAUGCUUUUUAUGGAUUAGAAAAUGUUAAGCGCAUAGAUUUGUCCGACAACGAAUUAGAAUUUAUUCCACCUGGCUUAUUCGGAGUGCAACAACAGAAGGAGCUUAAGGAAAUCAUCCUUUCGAGAAAUAAGCUAACUUCGCUACCUCUGGACUUUUUCAAAAUGUUGCGCGUUCCAAAUAAACAACCACAAUUAACGAUCGUAAGAUUAGAUGGAAAUCCAUGGGAUUGUACUUGUUCCAUGGUUACAUGGAAUCCUCAAUUGGUAAAUAGAUUACGAGAAACAGCGCCGCGAUGCUCAACGCCAAAAAAGUUGCGCAACUGGGGAAUUUUCCACGCAUUGCGUAAAGGUGGUUUGCAAUGCAGAACUUUAAAGAAGAAACAUGUUAAAAAAGUUUCACUGGAAAGAAAUUAUUACAAAGAUAACAACAUUAUCAGUUAGCUAAUUUACAAGUAAUUAAUGUACAUGUAUAAAAAAAAUUAAAGAAUAUAAGAAAUCAAUUGCGUUCAGCUUUUAAGAAAUGAUUGUAAAGGAAAUGUAUGAAUUAAUUCUGUAUUAUAAAUUCGUGCACAGAUAUAUAAUGAUAUACAAAAAUAAGAAAAUUUGAAAUAAGACUUACGAAAAAUAUUGGAAAUUAAUAAAAAGAUGAUGUAUUAAGAUUUGUUUGUAAUGAAAAUAAAUUACAAAGAUAAAUAAUAAGUUGAUU
This is a messenger RNA of Hylaeus volcanicus, 2168 nucleotides long. RefSeq names its product carboxypeptidase N subunit 2-like. The coding region runs from base 59 to 1903 and encodes 614 amino acids. The record is from RefSeq and is a predicted model, not a curated record. The transcript has 6 exons. Gene Ontology annotation, cellular component: extracellular matrix. Gene Ontology annotation, molecular function: protein binding. Lineage: Eukaryota; Metazoa; Arthropoda; Insecta; Hymenoptera; Colletidae.